AUGUCGCUGCUCCCAGUGUCACCACUGUGUAAUUUGGCCCAUUUUGCGGUUCACUGCUGUGUGGGAGUUGUACGCUCGCCGUGUAAAGGUUCAAUCUUGGGUGAACCUCUGUGGACGUGCCGUUUGCUCCUGACGGAAUGUGGUUACUCAGCAUCUGUUUUGACGCAGCAAAGCAAAGCAGUGUGCAACCAGGAAAUGCUCUCUUUAAAGUGUAGGGGAGUUCCGUUCGUUGAAUAUUGUGAUUCCCGGUUGAAGGAAGGUGUACUCGUACAUGUUGUGGCAAAGGUGUACAAAAAACCAAGGUUUGUUCCUAUUCAUGGCACGUAUGUAGAGGAUACCGAGUUGCUCGUCUCUGAACAGUUCGGCUCGUUGGUUCUUCUUGGGCAGCUGUGA
This is a messenger RNA of Trypanosoma grayi, 393 nucleotides long. RefSeq lists its product as hypothetical. Lineage: Eukaryota; Euglenozoa; Kinetoplastea; Trypanosomatida; Trypanosomatidae. The transcript has a single exon. Bases 1 to 393 code for a protein of 130 amino acids. The record is from RefSeq and is a predicted model, not a curated record.